AUCAUAGUAAGUUCUACUUGUAAGUAAGUAAAACAUUUCCUAACUGUUUCCCCUUACAUUUCCACAAACACGUGACAAGCUUUAAAAAUAAUUUAUUCCAUGUAACUUGUUCACGUUUCAUUUAGAGAAAUUUUAAAGUCAAAAUAGUGUAUCUCUUUCCUUUAUCUCGGAAACUAAGAAAGGUUUAACCAUGGAUAGUAAACGGUUUAACGUAUUGCCGAAUUUUUUCCCCAUAACACAGCCAUAACCUGAUGAAAUAUGAUUAUUGUUGCAACUUUUCAGCGGGCGAGGGGGAAAAGGCGUUGAGGAGAGGAGUGAGCGCGGGGUUCGAUAGCUGUACUAUAAAUUUGUAUCUUUGACAUUAUUUCAAACAACGUUAACAAAUAUUGUGCUACCUUUGAGCAAAAAGCACGACAGUCUGGUAGCAAAACCAUCUGCUCGGCUAGGUCCGGCUAGCUAAUUUGUUUUCUUCUUUUUCCGGCCAGUUAAAUUGCUUUACCAAAUUAAUUGCUCAUGGAUGACAUGUUUGGUAAAAAAUAAAAAGCAUAAAUUUUUUGAUCAAGGCAUUCCAGCUAGCAGUUAAACUCACGCCUACACACAGAUAGUGAGAUCGCAGCGGCAGAGUAAUGGCUACAGUAAACGUUUCUGAAGAUGGAAAGCAGAACAUUUUUACGACGGCUGAACUGCUAUACUGCUCAUCAGAUAUAACCGCUGGAAUACAUGACCAGUUUACAGCUCUCGCAGUUUUAAACGCUUUUCUGUCCAUUACGACAUUUCUUGGAAAUGUUUUGAUUCUAGCCGCUCUUCGCAAGGAGUCUUCCCUUCAUCCGCCGUCCAAAGUCUUGCUGAGUAACCUUGCAACAACUGAUCUUUGUGUUGGUCUUAUUGUAGAGCCUCAGGCUGUUAUUUUUCUCAUGUCUGCGGUAAAUGAGAAUUGGGAGAUAUGUCGCUACGCAGUAGUCGUCCUUUUUAUCACAGGCAUUACUUUGUGCUCAGUGUCUCUGUUGACACUCACUGCGAUAAGCGUGGACAGACUUCUCGCCCUGUUGUUGGGGCUGAGAUACAGACAAGUUGUAACUUUGAAGCGAGCCUACCUGAUCGUUGUUACAUUUUGGGCUGUAUCCACCAUCUUUUCAGCAAUGCAGUUUUUUAAUAUCUUUAUCGCCUUGUGGUGUGGAAUUAUACUUAUAUUAUUUUGUUUAGUAACUUCAACCUUUUGUUAUACAAAGAUUUUCCUCACCCUCCGCCAUAAUCAAAACCAAGUACAAGAACAUGUUCACCAAACGAACCAAACAAAUCAAUUGAACAUAGCGCGAUACAGGAAGGCAGUGUCCACUGCACUGUGUUUAAAGUUCACGUUACUCGCUUGUUAUCUGCCACAAGUAAUAUUGGCAACUUUGCUCGGCAUUCAUGCUGAGCCAUUUUCAUCAGUUUCUCUCGCGUUUGGUUUUACAACUGCUUUAGUUUUUGUUAGUUCGUCAUUAAACCCGAUUCUUUACUGCUGGAAGAUAGAGGAAGUGAGACAGGCUGUGAAGGACACAAUCAUAGAAGUACUCUGCUGUGGUGGGGAGGUCAGACGAACUGCGGCACUUGGUCCUUUAAGCUGGGGAUUGGGCGAAGGGCCGAUAACCCUUCCCUGUGAAACACCUCAUAUUACGGAAACCGCGCGGCCUUAUGCGCAACAGAGCGCGAAGAAGAUAGGUGAGGUGAGGCUCAUUCAUGCUGAGCCAUCUUCAUCUGUUUCUCUCGCUUUUAGUUCUACAACGACCUUAAUGUUCUUUAACUCCUCAUUAAACCCGAUUCUUUACUUUCGGAAGAUAGAGGAAGUGAGACAAGCUGUGAAGGACAAAAUUAAAUUAGACAAGUACUUUGCUGUUGAUUGA
Orbicella faveolata is the source of this 1883-nucleotide messenger RNA. RefSeq names its product melanocyte-stimulating hormone receptor-like. NCBI's taxonomy places the organism in Eukaryota, Metazoa, Cnidaria, Anthozoa, Scleractinia, Merulinidae. Gene Ontology annotation, molecular function: G protein-coupled receptor activity. Gene Ontology annotation, biological process: G protein-coupled receptor signaling pathway. Gene Ontology annotation, cellular component: plasma membrane. The record is from RefSeq and is a predicted model, not a curated record.